Molecule: messenger RNA, 703 nt
Organism: Coccomyxa subellipsoidea C-169
Lineage: Eukaryota; Viridiplantae; Chlorophyta; Trebouxiophyceae; Coccomyxaceae
Exons: 1
Coding region: 275-475 (66 amino acids)
Source: RefSeq, a predicted model, not a curated record
GGGACUGAAAGGCCAAGGGUACAUAUGAGGCGUGCUUUGGCUGCAAAGCAUGCAGGCUCCUGGAGAAAUAUGAUGGGCAAGCGAGAGAUGCCGGCGGCUGCUGUGCUGCAAGAGAGUCUUUGUGUACGAGUGUUGGUACUGGCGGUGUCGUGCAUCUUGCAGGGGCAGACAACAGGCAGAGGACCACAGAAAGCCCAGUCUGAUUCACCCAAUUUUUGGUUUGUUCUGAGCCCGACAGGGUCUGUGCAAAUAUGAUGUUCAAACAGAGGGUCGCAUGAAUGAGCUCCUCGGCAGCAAGAGUGUCUUGAGGGGCCUGCCCACUGGGGUGGGUGACUGGGUGUACACCAGGGCAUGCGAUUUCAAAUUCAUCUUUGUGCUCGCUUUGGCAAGUGAUAAAUUAUUGGACCGGCGGCCCAACGGCUGGCUGCAGAAUAGGCUGAUGGGACUGGCAUGUGCACGUACGAAUGUGCGAUGAGAGCGCCCUUUUUCACAAAUUCAAGUUUGCCACAGCUGGGUAGUAGGAGUAAUUCGCUGCAGACAAAGCAUUACUGGUUUUGUGCUGGGCAUUUUCUCUGGGGAGGCAUGCUUGCUAGGAAGCCCCCGCUCCCCAUGCUUUGCUUGACAGGAGCCUUGGGUCAUGUGUUUUGCACAUUUCCCUGCCUCUGUUUGUUGCCGUGAGCAUUUCAGCUUGAGCUUCUGGGAU